AGUGCUGUGGCAACGCUGGUCCUUAUCUCGGGGGCCAAGCGUCGCCCUGCGAGUGUGUGGUGUCAUUUCCCUAAACAACGCGGGUCCGGUUGCACUUCGGUUCUUCACUUCCACAUUUCUCGGUCUCCACCGGGGCAGAGGUCGUGGAACUCUUUUCCUCCUCUAACUUUUAGGCGCGGCUGACAGAGUGGAGAUAACAUUUCCUUCCACCAUGGACAACAGUGGAUUUAUAACAUUAACAAGUGAAGGGCGUAAUAAAUUACACACCUCUGCUUUGUAGAGAGACCAUGGGAACAUCACUGAUUUUCUUUUCUCAAUUAAACAUGUGUGAGUCAAAGGAAAAAACUUUUUUCAAGUUAAUACACAGUUCAGCAAAAGAAGAAGCGAGCAAAGACGCCAAAAUCAGAGCCAAGGAAAAGAGAAACCGGCUGAGUCUCCUCCUGCAGAAAGCAGAGUUCCAUGAGGAGCCACUCCCCGGCAGACCUGGGCCCUUGGCCAGAGACACCAGAGUCUGCCCCGAGGAAGCGGUGAGAUGGGGUGAAUCGUUCGAAAAGCUGCUCUCCCAUAAAGAUGGGCUGGAGACUUUUACGAGGUUUCUGAAAACCGAAUUCAGCGAGGAAAACAUUGAGUUUUGGAAGGCCUGCGAGGACUUCAAGAAAAGCAAAGACCCUCAGCAAAUUCUCUUUAAAGCACAAGCAAUAUAUGAGAAAUUUAUCCAGACUGAUGCGCCGCAAGAGGUUAACCUUGACUUUCACACCAAAGAGCUCAUCGCCCAGAGCAUCGCACAGCCCACCCUCCGCAGUUUCGACGCUGCGCAGAGCCGAGUGCACCAGCUCAUGGAGCAGGACAGUUACAAGCGCUUCCUAAAGUCCGACGUCUACGUGGGCUUGGUGGAAGGCAGGCCUCCCAGACCCAGCAACCUGAGGAGGCGGUCCCGCUCCUUCACCUACAACGAAUUCCAGGACGUGAAGUCGGACGUCUCCAUUUGGCUGUAAGGGAGGCUAACUUGGCUCACAUGGGCCGCAAGCUUGUCCAUCUGCUUCUAAGACGCGGCGUGCGUGGUAGCAAACGGGUCCCUCAUUUAGAAUGAAACACGUUGUGUGAAGGGAUCUUAGGAGGGUGGAUCAAAACUUUUCCUCUAACGAUACGAACCGCACUGGCCCAUUUGCUGUGUAACACCUUUCAUUAGACUCCAUUCCCUUCGUAAUCCGAAAACUAGAUGCUAACAGACACUGAUGAAUAAAUAUAACCAAAAAGUAAUAUAUAUGGUACCUUAAAUUAUGAAGUACAUUCACUGAAAGGUCAAUACAUAGACAAAACUUUGUAUCUGUAUUAUUCUUAAGCCUAUCUAUUGCAAAAUAUAAUAAAUACAUUCUCUAAAAAAAAAUCACAUAAUCAUGAAGAAAAUGAGAACUUUGCGACUGAGUCUAUUUUUUGCUAGCCAAUUUAGGACAUAUUUCAUUCUUUUCUAUGUUUUGUUUGUUUUCUUGUCCAAGUGAAUGUUUUGCAAAGAAUUUUAAGUAACGGAAGUUUUCAGGAUGUUAUACCCACACAUAGAUAUAUAUCAACAGUUUGAUUUUUAAGAGAUAAAUAAUAAUCCUAAUUAUUCUUCAGUUGACUAAAUAAGUGUAAUUUCUCUACCACACUACACUGUUUCUCCCUCAUUAAGAAAAAUCCUUAGGCAAAUGUUGUAGGUGUGAUAAAAAGAUAAUAUUUAUACUUUACAGAAGAUGCUGAUUAGAAAAUUAGUGUGACAAACAACAGGUAAAAAGGGACUGGAGACAAAUAAAGUCAAUAAAAUAACUACACACUGUUUUAAAAGUCAUGUGAGAAGCAUUUUGAAUCCCUGAACGCUGAAAAUAUUAUUGAUUGUGUUCAUUCCAGCAACUAUAAGAACCUGCCUAAAAAAGGAAAAUACAUCAUUGAAUCUUCACUUUCUUAUUUUUCACACAGAAUCUCUGAAGCUUUUAGAAACUCAGGCAUAACUUAAACUGGGCCUCCAUUUUUUUAAAUACCCAAGUCAGGAAAUGUAUCUCUAAAGGUAGAGUCACAUAAUCAUCACAGCAAAAUAAUGUGUUAGUGUCUACUAGGUAUCAGGAUUCUCUUCUACUAAAACACAGCCUCAGGUGAGUAUAUCAAACACACCAACCUCUCCAAGUCAUCUCGUUGAUGUUGCCGGAAAUUAAACCUUAAAUCAGAACUUAAUCUGAAAGUAGGUUAUUUCCUUCAAAUUUACUUUUGCUGAUAUUGUCAAUAUGUACAGUGAACAGACUCAUGCAUACACAUAAUUGUUGAUAGAAAUGCAAACUACAUUUUAGAAACAAUUGUUUUAGAUCUUAUUUUAUUCAUAAAAUGCUAAAGAUACUAUAAUUUAAUUGGUAAUAUUUGGAGCAAUAAAAAUUCAGAUGAUUUUAUUUUGCAGAAAAAAUGAGCUAUGUAUAUUGGCAUGGUAUCUGAACUUGUUACCCAUCAUUUCAGUCAUAGGUACACAUAUAAAUGUACACAGUUCCAGACUUCCAGAUUCUUGGAAGGAUUGAGAUACUUAAUAAUUAGCUUUAUAGUAAAAUUGCUUAUUUAAUUCAAUUCAUACUCAGUAUUUAAAUACUACGUUUAGAAAAUUCUGUCUGGCUUUUAUACUGAAGGUAUAUGUUACGUGUUGAAUGGAUGCAUCUCUUAAAUUCAUUUUUAAGUAUAAGCUACCUUAAUUUUUAGAUAUUUACUUGGAUCAUUUUUAAAAGAUUUAAUUGGAGCUGUUGGUUUAUUCCUUUGUUUUACAAAAACCCUCAUUGCUUCUUCUGAAUACUCUCUAAUUGCGUCCAGGGUUUUAAUGCACCUAUAAAAUAAAUGCAGGAAUGGCUAACACUGGCUAAAAUUAAAAUGAUAAGAAGCAAACAUUGAAAUUGAUCACAGAGGUCAACUUUUGUCUUCCACGUUUUAAGGCUGAGUCUGGCAAAAAUAUAAACGGUUAUUUGCUCAGCUCACUUCAAAAGACAAGUGAUGGUUCAGAUCAGACUUGAACAAG
Molecule: messenger RNA, 3022 nt
Organism: Phyllostomus discolor (pale spear-nosed bat)
Lineage: Eukaryota; Metazoa; Chordata; Mammalia; Chiroptera; Phyllostomidae
Gene: RGS18
Product: regulator of G protein signaling 18
Exons: 5
Coding region: 288-995 (235 amino acids)
Source: RefSeq, a predicted model, not a curated record